AUGACAGGCCACCUAAAACGCAAGCGCUCUCGGGUCGCCUGCAUGCCAUGUCGAGAACGGAAGCGCAAAUGCGACGGCGGGAACCCGUGCGCCACCUGCCUCGACUGGGGCUACGAGUGCUACCACGGUGCGCUCCCUAGUCAACAGAAGAAACAGCAACAGCAACAGCAGCAGCAGCAGCAGAAGAAUCCAGCCAUCCUGCCUAGUUCCGCUUCUCCGGGCAAAUCAUCCGAUACGGUCUAUAGCGUCAACACUACCACCACCGCCACCAACAACAACCACAGCAGCAGCAGCCACCACAACGACGCCCUGGCCAGCCACCGCGUCGGCCCGGACCCGCACCGCAUCACCCGCUCGCUGGAAGCGAAUUCCGGGGCGGCGUUCGUGCGCAAUCUAGGCCUGAAGGUGGACUCCACCAACGCGCCCCGGUUGAACCUGUUCGGAUGGAAUAUUGGCGAGCGCCGGCUCCCGUCCGGCCUGGGGAACGGCACGGCGGUCUCGGCGCUGCCCAUCGUGGAUAUCGUGUCGCUGGAGGGCAUGAAGACGCUGGCGGGCGUCUACUUCGCCAAGGUGGAUCCGUGCUACGGGUUCUUGGAUCCGCGACAGUUCUACGAGCGGCUGGACGAGCGAUGGCGGUCGCCGCUCAGCAGCGGGGUCUACGACAGCGUGUUGGCCGGCGUCGGUGCCCUGGGGUCGCUAUUCUCGCGGCGCAUCAUCGACGUCACUGAAUUGCUGCUGGUCGAGUCGGCGCGCUCUAUCCUCGAGGUCAAUAAUCGCUGUGGUAUGCCCUGUUUUGAUACUGCGACUGGCUGGACCCUUCGCGUCGUGUACAUGCGUAUGACUGCGUCGCCGCACUCGGCGUGGAUCGCCAGCGCGACGCUCAUGCACCUGGUCGAGGCGUUGGGCCUGCAUCUGGAGUCUGCCGGCGAGACGGUCCUCUCGCGCCGCGUGCACUGCAGCAACCCGGACAUUCGUCGCCGGCUGGUCGGCGUCGCCCGCCACCUGAACAUGUGGGUAUCCUACGACUUGGGCCUGUCGCGAGUGAUCUUCUGGAACGACCAAUGUCUGGCGCCGGCGGCGCGGCCGGGUGAUUAUACGACCGAGCUGUUAAGCCUGCUGCCGGUGUCCGCGAGUCUAGGGCCCGAGAAGUCCCCGGACGAUCGCGAUUUGGAGUCCUCGCUGCUCCGCGUCCUCGACGGCAGCCACUCGCAACCACCGUCCGUGAUGGCGCAGUGCAACCUGGCGCUAUGUCUGCUGCGGCGGCUGCUAGUCAUGAACGCGAGCACGUCGUCCGCCGUCAAAGAGCGGGUGCUGGCGCUGUUCCGGAAGGCACUGCAGUGCGCGCGCAGCAUGGCCAUGAACUGCUGUCCCUGGCACCAUAUGGCCAAUGUGCCCUUUCAGAUCAUCGGCGUGCUGCUGGACAUGGACACACGGACGUCGUUGGCUCUGUUGCCCGAGGCCAUGCAGACGCUGAGGUUCGUCGCCUCCACCUACGACACGGAUACCAUGCGCGAGGCGUACAGCACCGCGUGUCUGCUAGUCCGGCUGUAUCAGCGACGUAGACAGGAGGACGUGGAUAUGCUGAGCGGGCUGGUGAGCUCGCAUCAUCAGCCGGAUAUGGAGGCCCCCGUGGAACCGGCGGCGGCGAGUCGAGAGGAAAUCUCGUGGUUGGAGGAUCUGGUGGCGGAGAUGCCCAGUCUGCAGGGGAUUAAUCUGUACGAGACGUUGGAUGAUGAUUUGAUGAAUUUGUUUCCGACCAAUUUGUAA
Aspergillus melleus is the source of this 1767-nucleotide messenger RNA. RefSeq names its product Zn(II)2Cys6 transcription factor. Bases 1 to 1767 code for a protein of 588 amino acids. Gene Ontology annotation, molecular function: zinc ion binding; DNA-binding transcription factor activity, RNA polymerase II-specific. NCBI's taxonomy places the organism in Eukaryota, Fungi, Ascomycota, Eurotiomycetes, Eurotiales, Aspergillaceae. Gene Ontology annotation, biological process: regulation of DNA-templated transcription; response to xenobiotic stimulus. The transcript has a single exon. The record is from RefSeq and is a predicted model, not a curated record.